CGGUACGGAAACCGGCCACCUGGCGGCCGGCGGCCCAAGCUGCGGGCACGCGCCCGCCAGACGCUUCAUCUGGGCGGGCUCGCCGGCAAGUGGGCGCAGUUGGUGUCCAUCCGAGCUCCUGUGCACCGGCCACCUCCUCCUCGCCGCAGCCGCCGUGACACACCGAUACAACUAUGGCCUCCUUCAGAGUUCUGUUCGUGCUGGCGCUGGCCGCCACGACCCUCGCAGUUCCGAUGGCGCGUCCGUCGGCCAUCGAGGCCACCGUUCAUGACGUCACGGACGGCGCAGAAGCCUGUUAUCACAACGGCGAAACGUACGAGGAUGGCAGUCGGAUCGAGGACCCGAGCGAUCCGUGCGCAGUGCGCUUCUGCGUGGGCGGCAGCGUUCGCAGCACGGCGCUGCAGUGCAUCGUGCGGGACGACUGUGAGCCGCGCCACCUGGCGGGCCUCUGCUGUCCCAGCUACGACCACUGCGCCUCGCUCGGCAAGUUCCCGCAGGGUGCGGCCGAGCCGUACCAACCCGAGGACGACGACCCGGAAGUAGUCGCGGCCGCCGAGGAGGUGAAGGCCGCUGCCGAAGAGGCCGCUGACGAGGCCGAAGAGGCCGCUGAUGAGGCCGCCGAGGAGGCCAAGGCCGAGUCUGAAGAGGAGGAGGCCGACUCGGAGGGCAGCGGGCUCGAGGCCGACGAGUCCGACGAGGCUGACGACGACUCGUUUGCUGCGCAGCUGGUGUUCGACGAGGACGCCAUCGAGGCCAGCGGCGUGGUCGCCGACGACGCCGAGCACGUGGAGGGCUCCGGCGUCGUGGCCGACUUUGCCCGCACCGCGGCGCUCCAGGAGCCGAUCGAGGCGUCCGGCGCGCCGGCACAGGACGACGCCGAGGCUGUCGAGGGAUCCGGCGCCGACUACCAGUUCGACGGAGCCGCGAGCGAGCAGCUGCGCUUCGCCCUGGAGGGGUCUGGCGAAGUGGCCUUUGACGCGGUGGAGGGAUCCGGCCGACGGGUCAGUCUAGACGAGACCUCUGAGCCGCUGCUGCUGGAAGCGUCCGGUGAGGCGGCACUCGACGACGCCGAGGGUUCGGGCAUCUCGCACGAGCCCGAGCUGGGAAUCGAGGGCGAGGACCUGCUGAGCAGCAAGUAGAUGCGCGCCAGUCGGUCGGCACCAGCCUUCACCGGAGUGAGCCGUCCGGCCGGUGGGCAGACUUGCCCGAGCCGCCGCGCCCCCGGUCCAAUCAGGAGACACAAAACUGUGGCAUUACACGCGCGUCCGGUCGGUUUGUGAUACAUACAUGUCCGCUGUUUCACGUGCGUUGCAUGGGCGUUGACACACUAAAGCUAAUAUUUAUUUUUGUGAGUCGCGCAAGGCCUUCGGCGGCUUAGGAGAGCCACUGCGGUCGCCCACCACUUGGGAAUGCGUCCGAACAACGCGGCUGCCAGACCGGCCAGUACCGCGGCCCCGUGUCCCUGUCCGCCAGUGGGAGACAGCACUGUCUCCAAGUACAUCUUCCAGUGGUACACGGUUCGGGGUGGACGAUCUUCCGCCAGAGAUGAACCAUUCCCUUAGCGCCAUUCCUCCAAACUGUGCAUCAAUUAGCGACGGUUAGCCAGCAUCAGGUGUUGUGUGCAAUCAAAGACUGUAGCUGCUUUGGCUUCAUUCCACGAGGUGAAACGUGGUCCAAUAAAAGGCGACAAAGGA
Molecule: messenger RNA, 1694 nt
Organism: Amphibalanus amphitrite
Lineage: Eukaryota; Metazoa; Arthropoda; Thecostraca; Balanomorpha; Balanidae
Product: tol-Pal system protein TolA-like
Exons: 5
Coding region: 174-1139 (321 amino acids)
Source: RefSeq, a predicted model, not a curated record